AUGAAGCUGCUUUGCACCUGCUCCCAAGAGUGUCAGAGCGCCGCCUGUGUGCUGAAGCGCUGCACCUGCUCCCAGGAGCGUCAGCACGCCGCCUGUGUGCUGAAGCGCUGCCCCUGCUCCCAGGAGCGUCAGCGCACCGCCUGUGUGCUGAAGCGCUGCCCCUGCUCCCAGGAGCGUCAGCACACCGCCUGUGUGCUGAAGCGCUGCACCUGCUCCCAGGAGCGUCAGCACACCGCCUGUGUGCUGAAGCGCUGCUCCUGCUCCCAGGAGCGUCAGCACACCGCCUGUGUGCUGAAGCGCUGCACCUGCUCCCAGGAACGUCAGCGCACCGCCUGUGUGCUGAAGCGCUGCACCUGCUCCCAGGAGCGUCAGCACACCGCCUGUGUGCUGAAGCGCUGCGCCUGCUCCCAGGAGCGUCAGCACACCGCCUGUGUGCUGAAGCGCUGCACCUGCUCCCAGGAGCGUCAGCACACCGCCUGUGUGCUGAAGCGCUGCACCUGCUCCCAGGAGCGUCAGCACACCGCUUGUGUGCUGAAGCGCUGCACCUGCUCCCAGGAGCUGGACAUCGUCAGCCAAGGCUGCCAGAGCUCGGUCCAGUGA
This is a messenger RNA of Pollicipes pollicipes, 600 nucleotides long. RefSeq names its product tenascin-like. Lineage: Eukaryota; Metazoa; Arthropoda; Thecostraca; Pollicipedomorpha; Pollicipedidae. The record is from RefSeq and is a predicted model, not a curated record. The transcript is spliced from 2 exons. Bases 1 to 600 code for a protein of 199 amino acids.